Molecule: messenger RNA, 2714 nt
Organism: Asterias rubens (European starfish)
Lineage: Eukaryota; Metazoa; Echinodermata; Asteroidea; Forcipulatida; Asteriidae
Product: lon protease homolog 2, peroxisomal-like
Exons: 18
Coding region: 6-2594 (862 amino acids)
Biological process (GO): protein targeting to peroxisome; protein processing; protein catabolic process
Cellular component (GO): peroxisomal matrix
Molecular function (GO): ATP binding; ATP hydrolysis activity; ATP-dependent peptidase activity
Source: RefSeq, a predicted model, not a curated record
UAAACAUGGCGUCAACUAUUUCCAUUCCCCGUCGUCUCCCACUUCUGCUAGUCGCAGAUGGGAUAUUGCUUCCAGGCUCAUCCAUGAGAAUUCCCGUCAACUCACCAAGAAACAUGAACAUGGUGAAGAGUCGUAUUCUGAGGCAUAACACAUUGAGCAGUACUGUCAUUGGUGUUGUGCCUAGAGAACCCGGACAAAAGACUGUUCAAAGUGAAGAGUACAAUGACAUCCACCCAAUUGGUACUGCAGCUGUUGUAGUACAGGUCACUGGUACCAACUGGCCUCAACCAGCGUAUACACUGCUUGUAACUGGUUUGUGCCGGUUUAAACUAGAAAAGCUUUUACAAGAGACACCGUUCCCUGUUGCUCAAGUGGUGCAGUUAGAUAAACUACCUGGACAAAGAGCAGAUGAUGAUAGUGACCAUCCAGUAUUACUAAGUUUCCGAGAACAAGCUAGUAGUCUGGUUGAUCUUCUGGAUGUUGCAGUACCAGUCGUUGCUAAACUUAAGAGACUGCUGAAGAGUCUUCCUACAUCAAGACUUCUGGAUAUAUUUGCUUCCAUUGUUAAAGCAUCUUACAAUGAAAAACUGCAAGUGUUGGAUGCAGUUGAUCUUGCGCAGCGUAUUCAGAAGACUCUCCCUCUCCUGGCCAGGCAGAUAGAAGGACUGAAGCUUCUGCAGCAGACUCGAGCUAACAACGGACCUUCAGCAUUAAGAGAUAGACAUAAAAAUCUAGCUCUGAAAACAGCCUUGAAGAAAGUCAACAUUGGGGACGUAGAAGAGGACAAUGAGCUGGAUGAGAUAGCCGAUCUAGAUAAGAAAAUCAAAAAAGCCAAUAUGCCACAGCAUGCUCAUAAGGCAUGUCACAAGGAACUGAAACGCUUAAAGAAGACUCCCUCUGCCAUGCCAGAGUAUGGACUAAUUCGUAACUAUCUGGAGCUGAUGGUAGAACUACCCUGGUCCAAGCAGACUUCAGAUACAUUGGAUAUCAGACAGGCAAGGCAUGACUUGGAUGUUGAUCAUUUUGCUUUGGACAAAUUGAAGAAACGAGUUGUGGAAUACCUUGCUGUAAGACAACUCAAGAACAGUCUUAAGGGACCAAUAUUGUGCUUUGUUGGGCCCCCAGGCGUAGGCAAAACCAGCGUUGGACGUUCCAUUGCUCAUACCUUGGGGAGAGCCUUUCACAGGAUAUCUCUGGGUGGUUGCUGUGAUCAGUCAGAUAUCAGAGGUCAUCGUCGUACCUACAUUGGUUCAAUGCCAGGUCGUAUUAUUAAUGGAUUGAAGCUUGCUGGUAGUAAUAAUCCAGUCUUCCUACUGGAUGAAAUUGAUAAACUGGGUCGAAGCAUGCAAGGAGAUCCAGCAGCAGCAUUGCUAGAAGUACUUGAUCCUGAACAGAAUCAUGCCUUUACUGAUCACUACCUAAAUGUGCCCUUUGACCUUUCUCAAGUACUCUUUAUUGCUACUGCUAACAAUAUAGGUACCAUACCUGCAGCAUUGAGGGAUCGUAUGGAGUUGAUCCAUGUUCCAGGUUACACACAGGAAGAAAAGCUUCAUAUUGCUACUCGCCAUCUUAUCCCUAAACAACUCAAAGAACAUGGACUAUCUGCUGAACAGAUUCAGUUUCCUGAAGAAUCUAUUAAACUGAUAAUUGCCAAAUACAGCCGAGAAGCUGGAGUGCGUACUUUGGAGCGUAAGAUAGGAGCUAUCUGUAGAGCUGUGGCUGUACGUGUAGCAGAGACACAAUCUAAAGCUAAAUCUACAGCAGAAGGAAUGAAUGAUUCUACUAAGAUGAUUGAUGACGAUGAAGAGGAUGGUGAUAUGACUAUACAUCAUGGUACUGAGCUUGUAGAUAAAGCAUCAUUAGUAGCUACAUCAGAGGCUGCUAUUACACAACCACCUGAGAUGCCUAUUGUUAUUGAUCCACAUGCUGUCAAGGACAUCCUUGGGAUUGCUACGUAUGAGAGUGAGAUAUCGGAAAGAUUGGAGCAACCUGGCGUAGCUGUAGGAUUAGCGUGGACAUCCCUUGGUGGGGAGAUCAUGUAUGUAGAAGCUACUAAGAUGGAUGGAGAUGGUACGUUAACAUUGACUGGGCAAUUAGGUGAUGUUAUGAAGGAAUCUGCUACAUUAGCUCUCAACUGGAUCAGGACUCAUGCAAAGAAGUAUGGGAUUGCAGGCAAGUCUGAUGUAGACGUGAUGGAAAAUACCGAUCUACAUAUUCAUUUCCCUGCUGGCGCUGUAGGUAAAGAUGGACCAUCAGCUGGCAUUACUAUAGUCACUGUUAUCAUGUCACUCUUCAGUGAGAGGUGUGUGAGUCCUGAUACUGCAAUGACUGGUGAGAUAACAUUGAGGGGAUUGGUGCUACCGGUUGGUGGAAUCAAAGAGAAAGUCUUAGCAGCGCAUCGAGCUGGAAUCAAACGAAUCAUUCUUCCUAAACGCAAUGAGAAAGACUUAGAAGAGAUACCAAAGAACAUCAAGAAUGAGCUGAAGUUUAUUCCAGUGAGGCGACUAGAGGAAGUUCUUGAUGCUGCAUUUGAUGAUGGAUUCCCCUCCAAUCUACCACAAACUGACUCAUCCAUUGUACCCAGUAAAUUAUAACAUGCAGUUAGAAUCAAUAUGGCUGUAUCCUUGUAUGUAUUGCGCAUAUUUAAAGGCAGUGGACACUAUUGGUAAUUACUCAAAACAAUUAUUAGCAUAAAACCUCACUUGGUAUCGAGU